Molecule: messenger RNA, 789 nt
Organism: Racocetra persica
Lineage: Eukaryota; Fungi; Glomeromycota; Glomeromycetes; Diversisporales; Gigasporaceae
Source: the annotation of a GenBank genome assembly
AUGCGAUAGAAUAUACUUAUAUCAAGUUUGACGGAACACUGUUCUGGGACUCAAUGACAAUAUUUCAACACGAGUUCCCUGGGCGUCAGAGUAGUUUAAAUUACAUGCUUGAUACUCUAGAGAUCCCUUCCAAGAUCAGGUUGAGUUACAGACGUAUAGAUGAGAUUGUACUGCUUGUUAUUGAAACGGCCAAGAUUCAAGAUGAGAUAACCAAAUUAAAUAUUGAUUCGAUGGAUUACCAUAAUAAGAUCGAAGAACUUAAUUCAAGGCAAGAUAAAGUUAUCAAUAACUUACAUGGAGAAGAGGGAGUUGAAAAACUUUGUACAGACAUCCUUGAAUAUUGUUUCUACGAUUCAUGGGCAGUCCUAUUGAGCAUAAUUAAGAUGAAAAAACUGGUUUCAUACCGAUUAGAUGCGAUGAUUUAUAACUCUAAGGAGUAUAAUAAAGAACAUAAUGACAAGCCGGUAUCGUAUGAUAUCAAAGAUAAGAAGAAAUUUCAAGGUGCGGAGGUAAUCGACCCAGAGACCGGGUAUGAAAAGCCCAAUGAGAAACAUCAAGUAGUACAUCUCAUAGACAAUAAUGUGGAAACAAAUCAGGAUAUAUACUUUAUCCAUGAGCAUACCCAAGAAAGCAUCAUACGGAGCAUUCUCACGGAUCUGAUAAAAAAGAGAAAAGAAGCCAAGAAAGAGCGUGACAAGUAUAUUGGAAUUAAUGAUGUGAUGAAUAAUAUACUAGAACAGAAACAACUUGCGUAUAAAUCAUCGGCAAAUGCAUUAUACGGAGGCCUAG